AUGGGGAUUGUGCCAGCACUCCAGGGCGCGCGGCGCGCGGGCGCGGCCGCGCUGCGUCAGAAAGAUGUCCACCGCCACGCACGCGCGCGGCUGACGGCCCAGCCGAGCUCCUCGCGCCGCGCGGGGCGCUCCGCUGUCUCUGUCACUGCAACCGCGGCCGACGGCAUCGGCGUCGACUCCAAGUCCGCGGUCAACGACACCAAGUACGUCGACAGCGAGGGCAAGGAGGUCAAGCCCCCGCCGAAGGAGGCGCUCGUCGAGAUCGACCGCGUGGACGUCCUGCAGGUCGUGAAGGGCGUGACCAUGUUGCGCUGCGUGUGCAAGAAGCGCUUGAAGCCCGAGAUCGAGUACGGCCUCAACCGCGGCUCGUGCGACAACACCUACGUCGUCCACGGCACCAAGCGCGUCGUCCUGGUCGACGCGCCCGACGAGGCGUACUGCGCGCAGUGGAUGGCGGCGCUCCCCGGCGCUGUGCGCGGCGGCUCGCUCGCGGCGGUCACGGACCUGAUCGUCACGCACAUCUCGCCGUUCCGCGUCCCGUCGCUGAAGGCGUUCCUCCGGGCCCACCGCGACGCGGGCGGCAAGCCGCUUCGCGUGUACCUGUCCAACCCCGCAGAGCAGAUCCUCAAGGCGGCGCUCGCGGCGGAGGGGGACCUCGCGUCGCACGUGAGCACGGAGCGCGUCCGCGGGCAGACGCAGGCCGGCGUGGACAACCGCGUGGACAUCGGCGGGUCGUCGCUCGACCUGACGCACGUGCCCACACCCCGCUGGCCCGACCUCGUGAGCGUGUACCAGGGCAGCACGAAGAUCCUCUUCUCCUCGAAGCUCUUCUCGUGCCACGCCGCGCCGGCGCCGGGCUCCGAGGCGACCGACCCCCCGCCGUCGGGCGGCUGGGACAAGUACGGCCCGCUGUGGCGACACUAUUUCGAGUGCAUGCUCGCGCCCGUGGCGCGCCAGGCGCUCUCGGCGCGCGAGAAGCUCGCAAUCGUGCCCGCGGGCGCCGGCGGCUCGGACCUGUGGCGCGGGACGAAGUCCGCGCUGAUGCGCUGGACGGGGCUGUCGUCGUCGGACGUGGCGGCCGAGGAGCGGCCCGCGGCGCUGCUGUGCCCGCUGCACGGGCCCGCGGUGUGCUCGUCGGUGGCCGAGCUGCUGUCGAGCUACGACGCGUGGCUGCAGGAGCAGCUCGAGGCGGCGGACAAGUGCACCGUCGCGGUGCUGUACGCGUCGGCGUACGGCAACACCACGGCGAUCGCGCAGGCGAUCUCGCGCGGGAUCACCAAGGCGGGCGUCGGCGUCGAGAUGGUGAACCUCGAGUCGGCCACGGCGGACGAGGUCGCGGAGGCCGUGCGCCGUUCCAGCGGGUUUGCCAUUGGAUCGCCCACGCUGGGCGGGCACAUGCCCACGCAGGUGCAGGCCGCGCUCGGGACGCUCCUGCAGCAGCCCAACGCCGGGACACUGCCUGCCGGCGUGUUCGGGUCGUUCGGGUGGAGCGGGGAGGCCGUUGACGAGAUGUAUGGGAAGCUGAAGGACGCAGGCUACACCUUUGCCUUCGACCCCGUGCGCAUCAAGUUCAAGCCCGACCCGACGAAGCUGCAAGUCUGCGAGGAGUGCGGCACGGACCUGGCGCAGGAGGUCCGCAAGCGGCAGCGUCGGAAGGAGCAGAAGGUGGCAGGCAUGGCGCCGGCCACCGCGAACGCCAACGCGCUUACGCUCGCGAUGGGCCGCAUCGUCGGCGCGUUGUGCGUGGUGACGGCCCGCUCGCAAGACGACGGCGGCGAGGGCAAGGAGACAGCCAUGCUCGCCUCGUGGGUCAGUCAGGCGUCUUUCGACCCCCCCGGCAUCACGGUCGCCGUCAAGAAGGACCGCGCGAUCGAGCCCCUCCUGACGACGGGCGCGCCCUUCUCGCUGUCGAUCCUCGCCGAGGGCAAGGAGAAGCAGGCGAUGCGGCACCUGACCAAGCCGUUCAAGGCCGGCGAGGACCGGCUGUCGGCGCUGGCGACCAAGCAGUCGGAGAUGACCAAGUGCUCGAUCCUGGCGGACGCUGCGUCGUACGUGGACGCGCGGGUCGAGUCGCGGAUGGACGCCGGGGACCACUGGGUGGUGUACGCGAUGGUCACGGACGGCAAGGUGCUGAGUGACUCGGCGCUGACGGCCGUGCACCACCGCAAGGUCGGGUCGCACUACUAG
Pedinophyceae sp. YPF-701 is the source of this 2187-nucleotide messenger RNA. The record is from the annotation of a GenBank genome assembly. Lineage: Eukaryota; Viridiplantae; Chlorophyta; Pedinophyceae.